AUAGAGUAACUGUUUUACCUAAAAGCAUACAAGAAAAAAAUGUACGCGAUUAAGGCCACGUUGUGUCUAAGCAUAUUGACGCUGUACCUCAUACCCUCUACAAUGGGUCAAGGGGCGACGACAUCAAUUGCGCUUCCAGAUUUUCCGAAACUUGCUAGUUGCUUUGCUCCAUUAGUUGACAUGGUAAAACCCUUGGCUGAAAAAAUAGUGCCAUUUUCCAAGGACUUUCUUAAAUGCGUUGGUGCCAAAUCUGAUCCUAAUCCGGGCUCAAAACUGAACCUUUACGUGAAGAACGCCUACGUUAUAUUGAAGAAGGCACUUAUUGAAAAGUUUAGCUGCAUAGGUGAUGCAAUUAAGAGUUUUUAUGGAGUAAUGAAACCUUCUCUUGAAAAAGCUGAGGCGAACAACUGUUGGCAGCAUAUUUAGUGCUUUUAAAGCAUAACCUACUGUCUUGUAGCUGCAGUUAUAAAGAUACAUAACUAAUAAUGAGACGUUCAAUGUCAAUAUCAAAUGUUUAUUUGCCUACUACGUAUACUACAUACUUGUACAUAAGCAAUGAUAAUAAACUAAAUUUUGACAUUUUA
Molecule: messenger RNA, 584 nt
Organism: Scaptodrosophila lebanonensis
Lineage: Eukaryota; Metazoa; Arthropoda; Insecta; Diptera; Drosophilidae
Exons: 2
Coding region: 40-426 (128 amino acids)
Source: RefSeq, a predicted model, not a curated record